CAAUACAAGAUCAAAGGUUGUCUGAAUGAGGCGUAAACAAAAAUGACGCGUCCAGUUCGACCAAUCACCAAUAACCCCAUUGUUGAAGUGUUGUACACAUGGCUAGACUUUUUCCACUCAAGGUGAUACCUUCAAAGAUGAUCACACUGUGUGUGAUAUUUCUCCUCCUUAAACAAAUGGAUCAUGUUCCAGCUGUAGCACAAUCCUCAGCCAUUCGUCUCGUAUCACCCAAUGUUGGAGACACAGUGACUUUGCACUGUUUCUAUGAAGGUGACAUGGCAGUAACAUUCUCCUGGUACAAGCAACCCUUUGGAAAUAUUCCUCGCCUCAUGUCAACAUUUUUUUUAAAGUAUGAUAGUGACGCUACAUUCUACCAUGAAUUUAAAGGUAACCCUCGCUUCUCAGUGGAAAGUGAUGAAGGAAAAAUUUACCUCAGAAUCUCAGACAUGGAACUCUCUGAUUCAGCUUUAUACUACUGUGGGAGCUCUUAUGGAAACAAGCUGGAGUUUGGAGAAGGAACCAUUCUCAUUGUGAAAGGUUCAGAGUCCAACAGUAAGACAGUUGUACAUCAGUCUGUGUCUAAAUCAGUCCAGCCAGGAGACUCUGUGACUCUGAACUGUACAAUACACACUGAGACCUGUGCAGGAGAACACAGUGUCUAUUGGUUCAGACAUGGUUCAGGAGAAUCCCGUCCAGGAAUUAUUUACACCCAUGGAGACAGGGGUGAUCAGUGUGAGAAGAGCGCUGAGGCAGAGUCUUCCACACAGAGCUGUGUCUACAACCUCCCCAAGAGAAACCUCAGCCUCUCUGAUGCUGGGACUUACUACUGUGCUGUGGCCUCAUGUGGGGUGAUACUGUUUGGGAACGGGACCCAGCUGGACAUUGACCAUGGUUGUAAGGAGGACCAUCUUCUGUUCAUGUAUUGCCUUGGCGUAGCGUUGGGUUUGUGUGUCCUCCUCAUCAUUGUCCUUACUUGUGUUUUGUACAAGAUGAGCAAGUGCAUAGGAACGCACCCUCAGCCAUGUGCUCCAACAGUCCCCAGUCAUGAUAACCAGGAUCGAGGUGUUGACACACUCCAUUACGCCGCUCUGAACGUCGUCCACCAGAAACCAAAGGCCGGGAGACAGAGGAGCGCCAUGGAGACAGACACUGUGUACUCUGGUGUGAGACGCCAAAACAUGGACUGAAACGUGAAGUUUUCCUCUUUAAUAACCUGAAUUGAUUUUGUGUGUUCUACACUGUAUGCAUAAUUAGGGGUUUUUCAGUGUGUUACAAUGACUUGUAAUCUGCCAAGCUCAUUUUUACAUUGACACUGUUGUUCAAUUUUGAUCAAAUAAAACAUUAAACUGCUUUCAUAAAGAGGAA
Messenger RNA from Salmo salar (Atlantic salmon), 1365 nucleotides. RefSeq lists its product as uncharacterized. Gene Ontology annotation, biological process: response to bacterium. The record is from RefSeq and is a predicted model, not a curated record. NCBI's taxonomy places the organism in Eukaryota, Metazoa, Chordata, Actinopteri, Salmoniformes, Salmonidae.